Molecule: messenger RNA, 2481 nt
Organism: Trichoderma asperellum CBS 433.97
Lineage: Eukaryota; Fungi; Ascomycota; Sordariomycetes; Hypocreales; Hypocreaceae
Cellular component (GO): nucleus
Source: RefSeq, a predicted model, not a curated record
AUGACAACGUCUGCAGAACAGUCAAACAUGGCCAGCGAGCCGAGCUCUGGCCCAUCACCACGGAAAUUCAAGGCAUCCGAGUUGCCGCUGCCAUCUGCGACGCGAGCAGCAAUUGAAUCCCUGGCGCAUAGCUUCAAAAAAGAAGGCGCCUACGAUUCAAUAAGGAAACAAGUUUGGGACAAGUUCGAAGCCAGCGACUACGAGGCUCAAGUUACAAAGGCAAUUCUAGAGGUUGCAGAACAAGAAGUUGAGCGCAAUCCGCAUCAACUCCUGACAUUAGACCGGAGAAAGGCUGCAGCACUGAUUGACGGCGCGUUGGAAAGAUCAGGCGUGUAUCACAAGGCUGAAGAAGUCAUUGGGAAGCUGAUCGACGUCGAGGCAAUCGAGCAGAGCAUUCGAGAAAUUAGGCGAGCAGAGAUUGGCGAGCAAGAGGCCAGUGAGGAGCAGAAACGUGGAGCAAAAACCGAUGAAGAUUAUGCUGCCGACACAGCUGCCAAGCAGGCCGAGCGGGAAAGGGUGCGGGAAGAGCUGAGGCAGAAGGAAGCAGCCAUUGAAGAGGAAAAGAGGCGUAUCGCCAAGGAAGAACGCCGUCGGGAAGAAAAAGAGCGUGAAAAGGCUGAAAUCAAACGCCAGGAAGAACGAGACGAGCGACGGAGGAAACGAGAGAAGGAUCGUGAAGAGAGAGAGCGACUGCGCGACUUGGAGCGAGAACAAAGACACAAGGAGCGAGAGAAGCGAGAAAGGGAUGAUAGGGACGCUGAUCGAGAGAGAGAUCGGGACAGAGACCGGGACAGAGAUCGAGACAGGGACAGGGACAGGGACAGGGACAGAGACAGAGGCCGCGACCGAGACCGAGACCGAGAUCAUGAUCGUGAGCGCGACCGCGACCGCGACCGCGAAGGCGGAAAUUCACGUAAAGAGAACGCGGUUCUGCCUGAGGAAUUGAAGGAAAAGAUGUCCAAAGAGGACCAUGAGCGGCUGGAACAGGAAGCUUUGGCCGACCUUUUGCGUGAAAGCAGCAAGUCGACUCGCACAAAGCUCGAAAUGGACAUCGAUUCCACCUUGGCCCCUCCUCCUAGGAAGACUGGCCCAGCCUCGGCCAUCAACCCAAUUCGAAGGGACUCUUCUAAAACUGCCGAGUCUAGAAAACCCAUUGAUAGAAGAGACUCGAGGUCGUCCAUGGACGCGAAACCAUCCGGAUUGAGAGAGGAGCGUCGUUCUAGUAGAAGUCCGUCUCGAGCUCAUGACGCGGAUCAUGAUAGAGAUAAAGAGAGAGAUCGGAGCCGUCAAAGAGACACUGACGAUCGACGUCGCCGUGAUCAUCGGUCUGACUCGCCAAGGCGAGACCGCAGUCGUUCCAGAAUUAGAGAUAGGCGGGAUAGGAGCCGCUCAAAGCUGAGGAGGGACAGAAGCCGAUCUCGCCACCGAAGGGAUGACAGACGCGAACGUAGCCGCUCAAGGCCUAAACGUGACCGCUCUGCUAGAAGCAACUCACGACGGCGAGUCCCAAGUCGGUCACGGGCUCGAUCUACUAGGCGAGAGAGAAGUCGUUCACGAGUCAAAUCCGACCGCCGGGACCGUAGUAGGGAUCGUAGCCGAGACCGUCGAGACCGCUCACGCUCGCAUUUACGAACAGAUCGACGAGAGAGAAGCCGUUCACGCGCUGCUCGACGACAUCGCAGCCGGUCAAGAGAUAGUCGUCGUGGUGUUGCAGAUUCUUACUAUCCUACUAGGUCGGACGCUCGGUCACCCCGUCGCCGCAGCCGUGAUCGAUCUGGCGAUAGAGACAAAGAUUGGGAUCGAGAAAAGGAUCACAAGGACCGGGACCGGGACCGAGACCGAGAAAGAGAUCGUACGCGAGAUCGACGGAGCCGAUCGCGAUCUCGCCCCGGUUCAUCGACUGUGCCACACGCGGCCACCAAGGAUGAGCUAGAAGAGUGGAAACUUGAAGAAGUCAAAAAGCGGGAGAAAGAAGCCAAGGCUUACCUGGCGGCUCAGAAGGACGCCAGAGAGAAAGGCUUGCCGAUCCCCGGCGUUGAUGACAAGAACAGUGGUGAGAAAACACUUGCGACACGACACAAGGGUGAUGGACAAGCAGUUGACAGAUAUGCCCCUGGAGGCCGGGACGAGAGACUUAGGAGCAGGUCGCGCAGCAACAGUCGGGACAGGGCCCGGUAUCGCGAGCGAGACAAUAGAGAUCGAGAUAGGGACCGGGACCGGGACCGGGACCGACGAGACCGCGAUAGAGAUCGUGACCGAGACAGAGACCGUGAUCGAAGAGACCGUGACCGGGUCCGCAGCCGGGAGAGAGACCGAGAUCGAGACCGAGACCGAGAUAGAGACAGAGACAGAGACAGAGACCGAGACCGAGAUCAUGAUCGUGAGCGCGACCGCGACAGGCGCAACAGACGAGAUCGAAGCCAAUCGCCUCGCCGAGAGAGACAUCGCAGCCGAAGCCGCCGUCGGAGUCGGAGUCGAUGA